Nyctereutes procyonoides (raccoon dog) is the source of this 3646-nucleotide messenger RNA. It is a transcript of the gene SH3BP5L, whose product is annotated as SH3 binding domain protein 5 like. Gene Ontology annotation, cellular component: cytoplasm. NCBI's taxonomy places the organism in Eukaryota, Metazoa, Chordata, Mammalia, Carnivora, Canidae. The transcript has 6 exons. The record is from RefSeq and is a predicted model, not a curated record. The coding region runs from base 1171 to 2214 and encodes 347 amino acids. Gene Ontology annotation, biological process: intracellular signal transduction; negative regulation of protein tyrosine kinase activity. Gene Ontology annotation, molecular function: protein kinase inhibitor activity.
CAAGAGGGGGACACCUGGGUGGCUCAGCAGCUAUUCGUCUGCCUUUGGCCCAGGGCGUGAUCCUGGAGUCCUGGGAUCGAGUCCCACAUCGGGCUCCGGAGUCCCGGGAUCAAGUCCCGCAUCAGGCUCCUUACAUGGAGUCUGCUUCUCCCUCUGCCUGUGUCUCUGCCUCUCUCUCCCUGUGUCUCUCAUGAAUAAAUAAAAUCUUAAAAAAAAAAAAAAAAGACCAAGAGGGAGGGAGACACACAGGGAGCCCAGAUUCCGGUUUUCCUGAAGAGCUGUGGGAUCAACGAAGAGUUAGACUUUCUCUGUCUGGUGGGCAGGAGCGGGAAGGAAAACCAGCCUGGCGGUGAUCAUGGCAGCAGUGUAGAGCGUGAUGCCAUGGAGAGAGCCGCCUGCCCCGCGCCUGGGCUGUGUUUCUCAAGGCUUCGCAGACAAGUGAAGCAGCAAAUUAGCAUCAGAUGCAGGGCCUCGUUUAGGUCAGUGGAGAGUAGAACUGUCUGUUGUUCUCCUUUGGCUGAGAGGUGCCAUAUGAGAGGAUGGGAUUUGGAGAUUGGGAGGUAGUAGGGAACCUUCCCUUCCUUCUCUCCUCAUCGGUGCCUUCCAGGGAUGCACACGUUUCACACCUUGUAAGGACUCAACAGAUUGAGGCCUGUAAGGAAAUCCCAUGUGUUUAGGGAGUUGACCAGCCAUGGCCAGUUCUUAAUAAUACAGGUUCCCAGGUCUGAGGGUGCUGCUUGUAUCCAAUGAGUGGGAAAGCUGAUUUAUUAUUGCCUUGGAGUAUUUACAGGCAAGUAGUUGGUAGGAUGGGCAGAUCUUGGAAGGCAGCCUCAGAGCAGUGGGUGAGGAGGACAAGCACCAUGCGGGUGAGAUGCAAGGUGGCCAAGGUGGAGUUUUAUUGUUUCCCGGCAUUGACUGGGAAAGUUGCUUGGGCAGGUGAGGGCAGGAAGUUGUCUGUUGGGGGCUGAAUCUGCCAGAAGGUCUGGCAGUGUCUCCAAGAUUCUGACGUGGCGGUGAUGCACAUACAUCUCUAGGUGAGCAGGAGCAUCUCAGGGCUUGCAUUCCUGACCUUCUCUGCCAUCCAGCCUUUAUUAGAUCGCUUCUGUGAGUCAAGAGGAGAUCAGGUCUGGUCUGAGUAUCCUCUCCACCCUCUUAGUGGAGCUUCCCUGGAUGUUGAGGUGGGGGAACUGUGUCCAUGCUUAUAUUGGAGCUGCGGAAGAGCUAGAGCAUCUGAACCAGGCCAGCGAGGAGAUCAACCAGGUGGAGCUGCAGUUGGAUGAGGCCAGGACCACCUAUCGGAGGAUCCUCCAGGAGUCAGCAAGGAAGCUCAACACGCAGGGCUCCCACUUGGGGAGCUGCAUCGAGAAGGCCCGGCCUUACUAUGAGGCUCGGCGGCUUGCUAAGGAGGCCCAACAAGAGACCCAGAAGGCAGCGCUGAGGUAUGAGCGGGCCGUGAGCAUGCACAAUGCUGCCCGGGAGAUGGUUUUUGUGGCUGAGCAGGGUGUCAUGGCAGACAAGAACCGGCUGGACCCCACGUGGCAGGAGAUGCUCAAUCACGCCACCUGUAAGGUGAAUGAAGCAGAGGAGGAGCGGCUUCGUGGUGAGCGGGAGCAUCAGCGGGUGACUCGGCUGUGCCAGCAGGCUGAAGCUCGGGUCCAGGCCUUGCAGAAGACGCUCCGGCGGGCCAUUGGCAAGAGCCGCCCCUACUUUGAACUCAAGGCCCAGUUCAGCCAGAUUCUGGAGGAGCACAAGGCCAAGGUGACAGAGCUGGAGCAGCAGGUGGCCCAGGCCAAGACUCGCUAUUCAGUUGCCCUGCGCAACCUGGAGCAGAUCAGCGAGCAGAUUCAUGCACGACGCCGGGGCCAGUCCCCUCAUGCCCCAGGCCAGCGGCGAUCCUCCCCUGUGGGGGCAGAGGCUGGGCCUGAUGGUGGGGAGGAUGGGGACAGUGGGAUCAUGGAGGGGGCUGAAGGCGGGGGCCUGGAAGAGGGCAGCAGCCUGGGGCCUGGUCCUGCCCCUGACACAGACACACUCAGCCUGCUGAGCCUGCGCACCGUGGCCUCAGACCUGCAGAAGUGUGACUCUGUGGAGCACCUGCGGGGCCUCUCUGACCACACCAGUCUGGAUGGCCAGGAGCUGGGUCCCCGCAGUGGGGGACGCUGGGGUAGUGAUGGUGGGGGCCGUGGGGGCCGCCAUCAGCGCAGCAUCAGCCUGUAGUCCAUGCUCAGGGUGGCUUGUUCCUCUUCACCACCGCUGACCCAUGAGGACCAGACAGGCUCCAAGCUCCCUCUCCUCAGGUUCUUGCUUCCCUUGGAGAGGUCAGGUUGGCUCUUGUCUCUGGUGGGUUUCUCCCCGUCCUCGCCUUUCCAGGUCCCUCCUUGCAGGUGGCAGCUCUCUUUGCCUUAUCCUUUCAGAAGGCUUUUCUCUGGCUCUCACAUUUGCCCUCUCCCUGCUGGUUCCUCAUGGUCUGAUGCCCUUUGCUGCCCCCUUUCUGCCUUCCUUCCCUCUGUCUGGUUUUCCCCUCAGGGAACUUGGUCUGGAAGGCACAGGGAAUCCCAUCAGAGAAAGUGGGUGUGGGACCUGAGUCCUGGCAGUUUGGCCCCCUAGCUUGAGGAAGUAGACACAUGUCCCUUCCACUUCCCCAUCUCCCGAGGGAGUCUAAGGAUGCUGCAGAGGCCUCUGUCCCAGCCUGUUCAUGUGGAACCUGUAAAAUGCACUGUAGGACUGUGCCUCUGGAAAACACUACCCAUUCCUUCAGUGCCCCUUCGUCAUGACCCAAGCCACUUUGCUAUGUGUGCCGCAAAGCAGGACUUGAAGGGUACCAGUGUCAGAGAAGGUGAAACCCGACUCCUUGUCAACAUGGGAGGACACCACCAACUCCAUUAGGCUCCCAUGUGCAUGGUGUUUUCCCCAGCUGGGCUGGGCCAUUAACAUUGCUGAGGUGCUAGUAAGUCUCUAACAGGGUCCGUGUUAGGGGUAGAUGUGGAAUGAGGUCCAGAUGGUGGAGGCCCUUGCCUUUCCUGCUGCAGAGUUGGGUUUACUUUUUCUGGGUAUAGGAUGUUGAGCUGAAUCUCAGCAUCCUCCUGCAGGGUGGAGUUAGGGAAUUUGGUGCUCAGCUGCUGUCCCUCUCUCUUCCCCAAACCAAACAAUACCUACUCCAGGAUCCCUUGCAGGAGAUGCUCAAGUUUGGCUGCAGAGCCUUCUCUGAUGCAGGGAGGGGUUGCCCUGGGGUGAGGGAACCCACCCUCCAUAGGGAGCAGCUCUGGGUGUUUGGUAGUGUUCUAGGCUCUAUGGGGAAGCCACACCUGGAUCUGGGUUCCUUGGGAGAACUGGUCCUUUCUCCUUUCCCACCCUAAGAGGUCUGAGAGCUGGACUCUAGGCAGGACAGCUGGUGCCUAGGCCUUUGUGCUGCUGCCAUCACCUGGGAGGAGUGGGCUUUCAUAUGGAGGGUGUCUCCCUUUGCUAAGAUGGUCACUAUGAGAACCACUGGGUUUGAGGUGGCCAUGGGUAGAGGGAGGAGAGGGAGGGAAACAUGGGCAUGUGUGUGUGCAUGUGCUGGGGGUAUGUGUGUGUGAGAGAGUGAGUGUGAGAGAAAGAAGAGGGUAUGCCCCUGAUUUUAUUUAAAUAAAAUAGUUUAUGUAACAGUUAA